AUGAUACAGCUUCGCAUUUCUGUUUCCAUAGCCGAAUUUGCUAUACGUCUUCCUCAGCCUUUCUCACGGAUAACACAUAAUGUAGAACUACUGUGCUCAAGUCUGCUCAUAAGAAGGCUUAGGGCUUAUACAGCUAUUUUUUUCUAUGAUCUCAAAACUAUCUCCAAUCUCCUGGCAUUUUAUUGUUUCAUUGAUUGUGAUGAUAUUUUUUUUCUUUUCAGACCUGACAUUGGUGAACUCCAAAUUGCUUACAAGUUUGCUCAAGGCCCAUACAAGGAUUCGGGGAUGCUCUUUACUGAAGUCCAUACGCUGUUACCACAAUAUCGUACUGUUGGUGUUUAUUAUGAUGACCCAAACACAAAACAGCCCCACAAGUUGCGCUACAUUGUGGGCAUCAUACUGUCAGAAAAUGGUAGUCCAACAAACGCAGAACAUGUAAAACUCCUAGAAGAAAAUAAUUACAGAUUUGCAACAUUUCCAUCUAUUGACCAUGCAGUCCAAACAAGAUUCCCAUUCAAAAGUACAAUUUCUAUUAUUGUGGCUAUAAUGAAAGUUUAUCCAUCUCUUCGUGAGUACAUCGAACACAGAAGUUUGUGUGCUCGUCCAUUCCUAGAAGUCUAUGACAACGAGAAAUCAGAGAUAUUGUUUGUAGGCCCACUGGCACGUCAGGAUGAUUUCUAUGUCCCAGAGGUGCUUCAGGAAGAAGAGGACAACAGAGAUGACGAUGACUUUGAGGAUGAUCGGACUGAAAAUUCAAGCCGGUCGUGGGAUGAGUCUGCAUCAUUCAUAAGAGGUGGUGGUGAUCUGAAUGAUUCAGAAUGUUCAGAAAGUGUGGGUGAUGACAGUUCCAGCCACCCUUUAGCCUCGACACAGGACAGCCCCAGUGUCCCACCCUCUUCCUCGCUACAAGACAGAACAGAUUCCUCCACACUUCAUGUUUUACCUCCGCCUGCUCAGGGAGAACCAGAAACACCUGGAGGGAAUCAGCCUGUUCCCCCACCAACUGAAGUUGUUGCAGCCAGCACUUCAGCUGUGGUUCCUCCUCCAGCUCCAGCCAAUGAAGGUUUAGAUGGGGCCGACACAGCCUCAGCUGGGGGAGACGAAAGUGAUGCUAAUACUGGCUCUUCAUUUGAAGAGAUUGAUGAGAGAGAAGCAGCAGUUAUGCCUGAAGUAGGCACUAUGGAUGAGAAUCUUUCUGCUUCUGUGAAAAAGGAUGAGGAUGAAGGGGAACGAUAAAGAUUUUUAUAUUUUUUGCAUUUUGGAUGUGAAAGAUGAUACAGUUUUGUCUUGCUAACAAAUAGCUAAUGCUAGUAGUCAUAUAUAGAAAGCAUGCAUGCAACAUGAAAUAAAAUUAGAAAAAAAAAUGUAGUGUCAGCUUUUUUUAUGAUCACCAUUUACAAGGAUUUUUCUUUCAUUUUCUAGCUUCCCAUAUAUAAAGCAAUAGUGAUCAUUAAAUCAUGACUGUGAAAGUGAAGCUGGUAAGGCAAUUUACUAACAGGAUAUUUUAUUACACCAGAAGAGGAAGUUACUUUAUAAUUAGUAUUUCAUCUGGAAAAUCCUGAAUAGAUAUUGUAAGGAAAGUUAAAUAUCAGAGAAUCCUGAAAUGUACCUUAUAAAAUUUCUUUUGGUAGAUUCAGUGGUACUGACUUACCACUGUAUAUAUUACAGAUAUUUUUGAAUCAAAGUCCAUAAUUGAAGAAGAUGGUAUUAAAAUAUACUACCUCUAGUUUUUUAAAAGGUAAUUGAAAUGGAAUUAUUGCAUUGUUUGUAACUGGUUUUAAAGCCUUUGUGUUUGUGUGUGUGUGUGUGAUUUGCUUACACACUAAAUGUAACAGAAGUGGAUAUUUGUAAGUGUAUUCAUUAAUGAUGUGCAUUAUCACAGCAUGUUUUCAGGCACGAUACCAAAUCUUAACUUUCAAAUGAUCACUGUUCAUUUAUUGUUUUAGACAUUUUUCAACAUUUACUCCCUUUAAUUUCAAAACACAGGAACGACUGAACAAGCCAUUGUCCUCCCAUCUUUUUCUAUUUUCCGUUGUGUAGAACAUGAGAAUAUCCUGUUUCAGUUACCAUGAUGCAGACAAAAUAGAUGUGCACCUUUUAGUUGAUGUCCAUGAUUUUUGAUAUUUUGAACAUCUGUUGUCAUUUUUAUUUCUUUUAAGAAAGUUUGAAAUCUCUAAACCUGAAUGAUCCUAAUCCCGGAAGUACUUCCAUUUCCAUUAAUCAUCAAAUGCACCGCCAACAAAAUCCGUCCCCGCAGUAUGCAAAGAUUUCCUUAACAUAGUCCAUUCCUUAAGAUAAAAAGGAAAGACCAAAGAUCAAACUCCUUUAUAGAUUGUAACAUUUGGAGAGCAACGGCCAGUUCAGUUUUCUGUGUUGACG
Penaeus vannamei (Pacific white shrimp) is the source of this 2379-nucleotide messenger RNA. The record is from RefSeq and is a predicted model, not a curated record. NCBI's taxonomy places the organism in Eukaryota, Metazoa, Arthropoda, Malacostraca, Decapoda, Penaeidae.